CAACCCAACCCAAACUCACUCUUGCGCUGAUCAGUUGCUCUAAUUCUUUCUGUUUGCAAGUGAAGAGCUUUCUUUCCAUAUCUAUGGCUGAACUGAUUGCUGGAGCCUUUUUCACCGCUUCUUUUGAGCGGUUCUGUAAUAUGAUUCUUUCUGGCGAGGUUCUCAAAUUUGUUAGCGCAAAGAAACUCAAUGAUAGGAUGCUCAAGAAGUUCAAGACCAUGUUGCUGUCUGUUAAGGCAUUGCUGAAUGAUGCUGAGAAGAAGCAAAUAUCCGACCCAGAUGUAAGGCAGUGGCUGGAUGAGCUCAGAGACACCAUGUACGAUGCAGAGGACUUGGCCUAUGAGAUCCAGACUGAAGCUUUGCGAUGCAAGAUUGAAGGUGGUCAGUCUGGAAGCCGCAUAUUCCAGGUAUUUAAUUUCACAUCUCGAUUCAAUAUUAAGAAUCUUGAAGAUAGGAUAGUGGAGAUCUUUCACACAUUUGAAGGCGUUGUGAACCAAAAAGAUCUCCUUGGUUUGACUCCAUCAGUAGGUGUUCAUCUGAAUAGAUCUUCAUCAUCUUCUCCACAACUACUACCUGUGGAAGAAGAAUCUGAUAUCUACGGCAGAGACGAUGACAAAGCUGCUAUCGUUAAGCUGCUGCUGUCUGAUGAUGAUCAUGAUGAUGUGGUAGGUGGUAAUAAGAUAUCUGUAAUUCCCAUUGUGGGCAUGGGCGGUAUUGGCAAGACCACCCUUGCUCAUCUUGUUUUUAAUGAUGUCAACGUGGUGAAAAAGUUUGACCUCAAGGCUUGGGUUACAGUAUCAGAUGAAUUUGAUGUUUUCACAUUGACAAAAACAAUUUUUGAAACAAUCACUGGGCAAAAGGAUUGCAGUAUCAAGCAUCCACAUCAACUUCAAUGUGAAUUAAAAAAGGCUAUAGAAGGGAAGAAGUUUCUUUACGUUCUAGAUGAUGUUUGGAACGAAAAUUAUAACCUUUGGGAUAAUUUAAGGAGUCAAUUUACAUUUGGAGCAUCAGGGAGUAAAAUCAUUGUUACUACACGCAAUGAAAAAAUAGGAUCUAUGAUGGGUACCGUUCCCAUUUAUUAUAUUGGAAUAAUAUCAAAUGAAGAUAGUUGGCAAUUAUUUGCAAAACACGCAUUCCAAAAAAUAAUAAAUCGAAGUGCACUUCAAGAGUUCGAAGAAAUCGGUAGAAAAAUUGUCAGAAAAUGCAAUGGCCUUCCUUUAGCUAUUAAAUCGCUUGGUGGUCUUUUGUGCUACAAAAAGCAUAUCGAUGAAUGGGAAGAUAUACUAAAUAGUGACACAUGGAAGAUGGAGGAGUGUAACAUUCUUCCCGCACUUUGGUUGAGCUACAACUAUUUGCCUCCACAUCUUAAACGGUGUUUUGCUUAUUGUUCAAUCUUUCCUAAAGAUUUUGAAAUUGACAAGGAAAGAUUAAUUCUGUUAUGGAUGGCAGAAGAUCUUUUACUGCCCCAAGAAAAUAUGACGCUAGAAGAAAUUGGGGAGAACUACUUUAAUGAUCUCGUAUCAAGGUCAUUCAUUCAUUAUACUAAAGGCGUUGUAUUCCCUUAUUACCAUAUGCAUGACCUUGUUAACGAUUUAGCUAGCUUUGUGUCAGGAGAAUUUUGUUUGAGAAUGGGUGAUGGCUCCUUCAAAGGUACUACAGGGAAGAUUCGUCAUUUGUCUUACAUGACAUCUAAGAGCCAUGAUAUCAAGAAGCUAGAAGAAUAUUCAUCCAAAAGUAAGGUGCUGCGCUCUUUAUUGUUUGAUUCUAGAAUAUUGUCCGUACAAUUUUUGGCAAAUCUCGAACAAUGUCUGAAAGGGAUGCGAUGCCUAAGAAUGCUUUCUCUAUGUGAGAAUCAUAUUAUGACAUGCUCUGGUUUGGUUCCUAUUACGAUAAGCCUCGAUUUGAUUGGCAAUUUGAAGCUUUUAAGGUAUUUAAACUUAUCUAAUACUGAUAUUAAAGAAUUACCCGAUACGAUUUGCACUCUAUACAAUUUGCAGACUCUCCUGUUAGAAUAUUGCACACAUCUUUAUCGGUUGUCUAGUUCAAUCGGCAAUUUGAAGCACCUAAGAUACUUGAAGUUGUCAGCGUGCCGUAACAUCAAAGAGAUACCUGAUGGAUUGUGUAAUUUGCACAAUCUGCAUUAUCUGGGAUUGAGGAAUUGCAAUUCUCUUUCUCGUUUACCAACCAAUAUGUCAAGAAUGAUCAACCUGCGUUAUCUGUACUUUUUCAAUACUGGGGUGAGAGAGAUGCCACCACAAAUGUGCAAAUUGAAACAUUUGCAACAUUUAUCACCUGCCUUUCUUGUAGACAAAAAUGGUGGGUGUAAUAUUAGAGAGUUGGGUAAUCUUCAAGAUCUGCGUGGUUUUUUUGGGAUAAAAAAUCUUGAAAGUAUAGUGAAUGUUGGAGAUGUUAGGGAGGCCAAAUUGAAAGAUAAAAGGCGUAUUACAGUGGUGGAAUUAGAGUGGUGUGGUGAAACGGAUGAUUCAGAGAAAGCACGAGAGGUACUUGAGGCGCUUCAACCUAACACAAAUGUCCAAAACCUAAGAAUUUUGAAUUACAAGGGUACAAGCUUUCCGAGUUGGAUAGGGCAUCAUUCAUUCAGUCAAAUAGUAUAUCUGUCUCUAUCUGGAUGUAGUAAUUGUUAUUUGCUGCCGCCACUUGGACAGCUACCUUCCCUGAAAGAUCUUGAACUUCGGGGAUUUGAAAUGGUGGAGAGAAUAGGUGAUGAAUUUUAUUAUUCCUGCAGCAGCGGUAGUAUUGGUUCUUCUUCCAUGACUAAUGCACCAGUACUAGUACCAUUCAAGUCCUUGGAAUCUUUACGCCUCAAGGAUUUCAGUGAAUUAAGAGAAUGGAAGGAGUGGUCAUUAAUGAUGGGAGGUGAUGUUGGAGGAGGAGAAGGUACUAGAGCUUUCCCAUUACUCAAAACGCUUAAAUUAUCAGGUUGUCCGAAGAUAAAUGAGGACAGCUUACCUUCUAAUUUUCCAUCCUCCACAAUUCUUCUAAUCAGGGAGGGAUGCCAACAACUGGUGGCUUCGCUCCAAAGUCAUCAACCUCCACGGCUGGGUGAAUUGCUGCUACAUAAUGCAGACGUGGUGUCAUUUCCACCACAAGAUGGAUUGCCCUCCAAUAUCCAUACAAUUUUAAUUUUUGGAUGUGACAAACUGAAGUCACUUGCGAAACAGGGAUGGCCGGCAAAUUUGAAAUCGCUUCGUAUUGAAAGUUGCAAAAACCUGUUGGUGGACGUAGAUUCAUUUCCGGAGGAAGGGCAACUUCCCACAACUCUGACUCGUCUUAAGCUUGUAUAUGUUGAAAAGCUUAAAUCAUUAAAUGGAAAGGCUCUUCGAGACCUGGUCUGCCUUGAACGACUCAGCAUUAAACAUUGCCAUCAGCUGCUGCGCUUGCCAGAAGAAAGGCUACCCGAUUCUAUUUCUCGGUUGACCAUCACAAGCUCUAUUGGUCGGCUAGCCUACAGGUGCAAGAGAGAUACAGGGGAAGAUUGGCCAAAAAUUGCUCACAUCCCUCGCAUCAAAGUUGUUAAACUUCCUUGAUUCAAGAUUCGGAUGAAGAGUAGUUUUAAUGAACAUGUCCCUCUUUAGGUAAUUUACAUAUAUAUAUAUAUAUAUAUAUAUAUUAUUGUUGACAUUUUGCUUCAACUUUUUCUUUUACAAAAGUUUUACUUUUAGAUGAAUGUUAUGUCAUCUCUUCACUUAUUUUAAACAAUAAUGUUACGAUACCAAUUUGUCAAACAUUAAUAUAUUCGACACACAAUUUUCCAUAUAUCAUUAGUAUAAAUAUAAUUGAUACUUAUAGCAUUAGUGUUCUACAAGCACUUGUUACUCAUCAUUUUGCAUUCCGAUUCCCAUAUGUGCCUAAUACACUUUGUGCAUGUUUGAAGUGUAGCAUUAAAGCCCAAUCCAAUUUAGUUUUACAUUCAAAUAAACCAUUUAAUCUUAAUUUUGAGUUAAAAUAUUUUCGAGGAUACAUAUGUGUAUGUUGCUUUCAUCUUUUAUUGCUUGUUUGAUCGUCCGAUUACAAAAGUACCUUAUCAGGGUCGUUCUGAACUCAUUUGAUUAAAUUUCCAAGGAUUUGUCUCUGCUUCUCAUUCAAUUUACAUUGUUAGUAAUUAAGAUAAGUCAUCAAUUUACAUUUGCCAAUUCAAAAGAAUUUCAGUUUGAGAUGGGUUUUUACACACCUCUGGAAAAACCUAAUGAUUAUAUUUCAUGGAUUCCAAGUUCU
Messenger RNA from Ziziphus jujuba (common jujube), 4236 nucleotides. Its product is annotated as putative disease resistance RPP13-like protein 1. The record is from RefSeq and is a predicted model, not a curated record. Gene Ontology annotation, biological process: defense response to other organism. Lineage: Eukaryota; Viridiplantae; Streptophyta; Magnoliopsida; Rosales; Rhamnaceae. The coding region runs from base 84 to 3548 and encodes 1154 amino acids. Gene Ontology annotation, molecular function: ADP binding. The transcript is spliced from 2 exons.